CCACUCACUACAAAGUCUGGCUGUCUGAUCAUCGCAAGGAGAAGCUGAGCCCAUGUUGUGCCUGGGGAGUGUUGGGUAUGUCCAUUUGCCCCUUGACAAUCUGUUUUUUCUACAGCAGGAAAGCCAAGGCAAGAGGCCUGCUCAGACCUGAGGACAGAAAGAGCCUGCACAACUGGAUUUUGUUACUGGCCAAUUUCAACUCCUGUGUCAUUUGGAUGAACUUCUUUUGAUGCCCAUUUCCUCCAGUGGGGAAGCUGAGUUGAACAUAGCUCCUACAGCAGCCUGAAGUCACAGCGAUGGGUGUUAGGAGAGGCUGGACCUAGAGCAUAGGUAGAAACCCCUCUGCUUCCCAGGGCCAGGUGCAAGAGCCUGGUCUGUGAGAACUAAGUGCCCCCCCCAACUGCCGUCUUGAUGGAUGUGCACGCCAGAGAAUGUGGGAUUUGCUAUGAAGCCUACAGGGUGCCUUCUAGGUGGCGGGUGCCCAAGCUGCUUUUGUGCCAUCACUCCCUUUGCCUCUCCUGCCUCCGGAAGCUGGUCUGCCACAACAGGGCCUUCUCCUUCAUCAGCUGCCCCUUCUGCAGAACAGUGACGCUGGUGCCAGAGCAGGGGCUGCAGGCUCUGAAGAAUGACGAGGACAUCCUGCGGGAGACGUCAGCCCAGAGCAGCCUGCCCGCCUCUGGUGUCUUGGCAGCCGAGCACAAGGCCCAGGAGGAGGAAGAGGAGGAGGAGGAACCCCCCAGUGCUUCUGAAUGUUCCUUGAGUGACUCCACGCUGUCCCUGGACAUGGACUUUAACUACGUGACCCACUCAUCCAUCUUCACUGUCAGCAGCACGGUCCCUCCAAACGCCAUCCGGGUUCCAGCCAGCCCUGGGGCCUGGCAUGGGUUCCACAUGCAGGAGAUGCAGAACACCUUUGUGGUGGGGCUCCCGAGCCGGGUGACACCUGUGGACAUUCAGCCACCCAUCUCCUCAGUGGAGAAUCUACGCCUGUGCUUCGCUGUGGGCAUCAUCAUCCUCAUUGUGUCCAUCUUCUUCAUGCUCGUCUUUCUCAAGUAGGCAAGGACUUUGGGAGGUGGACCAAGGAUGAGCCUAACUCAGUGGGCUUGAGGAAAGCACAGACUGGGGUUUAAGCUGCAGGGACGGGUCUUUCCGGAUGGAUUGACUGUGUUGGGACAUGUGAAUCCUGCAGGAGCCUGGAUGCUGCUUCUGCACAUCUGAGCUGCCCUCCCCCUGAUAAAGACUCAUUGAGCCAUGCAAGUGGUGUCCACUGGUCCUGAGGCUGUUACAGGGGCUUCACUGGGGGCAGAAGGGCCAUAUUCUGCCUUCAGCCAUGGCAGCUGGCUAAUGACAUGAGCCUUUGGGGAAAUAGGGCUUGGUUUCUGGGUUGCUUUCUAGUCCAUGAGUGUUUGGAGAUAGUAUUUGCUUCCAUGUGCAGGAAGCACCACACUGUACUUUACCAUGGCUGAGUUGGUUGGAUAUGGGGUCAGGCUAAUGAGCUCUGUAGGACUGAAUGCCCUGGCUGCAUUGUAUGGGAAGUGGUGGGAGGGCAAGUUGUGAGAAAAGCAGAGAAAAGAUCAAAUUGGGCAGAUGUUCCCAGCUCGACCCCAAAACCAAGCUACUCAGCAUGACAGGCCUCUUGUGAAAAGGGUCAUACACUCAAGGGUAGGGCCUAUGGUAAUCUGUUCUAUCCCACGUGGAUUUUACCAAAUGGCCAGCUGCUCCCCUGUGAGUGGCAAGGCUUCUGCUCAUCUGAAACACCUUUGGGAGAGCUUGUGUGGGGGAAAUUGCUUGCCCAGCUAGCUUUGUCUCCUCUUUGCAGUGUCAGUAGUGCCAGCUGCACAGGUCCAAACACCAAGGUUUGGGCCUCCUAAAGCAUAAGCUUAAAACAAAAUAAUAAACCAUAUAUUGUUUUUUC
Molecule: messenger RNA, 1915 nt
Organism: Alligator mississippiensis (American alligator)
Lineage: Eukaryota; Metazoa; Chordata; Crocodylia; Alligatoridae
Product: E3 ubiquitin-protein ligase TRIM23
Exons: 1
Coding region: 412-1056 (214 amino acids)
Biological process (GO): protein ubiquitination
Molecular function (GO): ubiquitin protein ligase activity
Source: RefSeq, a predicted model, not a curated record